Penicillium alfredii is the source of this 321-nucleotide messenger RNA. RefSeq names its product ribonuclease III. The record is from RefSeq and is a predicted model, not a curated record. NCBI's taxonomy places the organism in Eukaryota, Fungi, Ascomycota, Eurotiomycetes, Eurotiales, Aspergillaceae. Bases 1 to 321 code for a protein of 106 amino acids. Gene Ontology annotation, molecular function: ribonuclease III activity. The transcript has 2 exons. Gene Ontology annotation, biological process: RNA processing.
AUGAUCCAGCGCCAAGCCAAUAAAGAGAAUUUGGCAGAUAAGGGUGUUGCACAUGGCUUCGAUGCCUUUGUUCUCGAAUACAACGCGCAGUCUCGCACGGUUUCGAUCUACGGAAUGGCCACAGUGGUCGAAACUAUUUUGGGGGCAAUUUAUGUGGACUGUGACUCAAAUAUGUUUAUCAUGGAAAGUGUUAUGGAAAACCAGGACCAUGUCAACGAAGUGACACAGGAGGCUUCGCCCGUGGCCUUAACAGCCACUUCAUUACCUUAUAAACCCCCGCCGAUCCCCGCUAAGCUCACGCAAUCGUCCCAGUCCUUCUAA